AUGGUACUAUUUCUCAACAACACAGGCACCCAGGUGACUGAAUUCCUGAUGAUUUGCUUCCCAGGAAUGCAGGAAACACAGCACUGGCUAUCUGUAGUCCUUGCUCCCCUCCUGGUUUUGGCUUUGGGGGCCAACUUUGUGUUAUUACUCACCAUUCAGCAAGAGACAUCUCUGCACGAACCCAUGUACUACCUGCUUGCCAUCCUCUCCGUGCUGGAUAUCAUCCUCUGCCUCACUGUCAUCCCCAAGUUUUUGAGAAUAAUGAUUCUGGCAGGUCCUGUCAUCUUCUGGUUCAACAUGAAGACCAUCAGCCUUGCAGGCUGCUUUCUGCAGAUGUUCAUCAUGAAUACAUUCCUUCCUAUGGAGUCUUCCACCUUCCUGGUCAUGGCCUAUGACCGCUAUGUGGCCAUUUGCCAUCCUCUGCACUACCCGUCCAUCAUCACUGAAAUUGUCAUUUAUGCAGCCAUCUUCAUUGUCUUCCGCAUUCUGGCCACACUACCCACACCAGUUCUGGCUGCCAGGCUCAACUACUGUGCCAGCAAUGUGGUGGAGAACUGUAUCUGUGCCAACAUUUCUGUAGCAAAGCUCUCCUGUGGGGAUAUUCACCCAAAUAAGCUCUACCAAUUUGUGAGUGUUUGGUGUCUACUGGGUUCUGACCUAGUGCUCAUCUUACUAUCCUACUGCUUCAUCCUGAGGGCUGUUAAACGUCUGCAAUCGGGAGGUGCAGCAACCAAAGCCUUGAGUACUUGUGGUUCCCAUCUCAUUCUUAUACUUUUCUUCUAUACAUUGCUGCUUGUCUUCAUCUUCACAAACAAGGCAGAAAAGAAGGUGCCCUCAGAGGUACCCAUUCUUCUCAAUGUCUUGCACCACCUCAUUCCACCAGCCCUGAACCCCAUUGUUUAUGGAGUACGAACCCAGGAAAUCAAGCAAGGUAUUCUCAAACUAUUCAAGUACCAGUUUUGAGAGAUAGGAGUCAAAGAUCCAGGAUUAUGAAAGUCUGUUUUAGUGAUAGAUUCAUCUAA
Messenger RNA from Lynx canadensis (Canada lynx), 1022 nucleotides. RefSeq names its product olfactory receptor 56A4-like. The record is from RefSeq and is a predicted model, not a curated record. Gene Ontology annotation, biological process: G protein-coupled receptor signaling pathway. Gene Ontology annotation, cellular component: membrane. NCBI's taxonomy places the organism in Eukaryota, Metazoa, Chordata, Mammalia, Carnivora, Felidae. Gene Ontology annotation, molecular function: G protein-coupled receptor activity; olfactory receptor activity.